AUGUGCCACGUGGCUAAGAAGGUCACAAACAUCCUGGGCUGCAUCAGGAAUGGUGUGGCCAGUAAGAGUAGGGAAGUGGUUGUGCCCCUGUACUCUGCACUGAUCUGCCACCUGGUGCCGCUGCUGACCGCGGAGCCCGCGCGCAGCUCCCGGAUCCACCUCCCGCGGGACUGCGGGGCUGCGCCAUCCCGGGCUGCUCCGCUCGGAGGUCUGCAGGCUGGAUCCGCAGCUCCAAUCGGGCUCCGAGGGGGACCAUCGGCUCUCUGGAACGUAAUGGAGCUGAGCAAGAGCCAGGAACCGUUGUCAGGGCUGGCAGUGCCUCUGAUUCUGCUCCUUUUUGUGUCAGGAUUGAGAACGGAAACAGCCCGGUACUCUGUGCCCGAAGAAGCGGAGAGAGGCUUCUUUGUGGCGAAUAUUGCUAAGGAUUUAGGACUGACCCGUGAGGAGUUAUCGGCUCGGCAGGCUCGGCUCGUUUCUGAAGGAGAAAAGCAGUAUUUACAACUGAACCAACACACCGGGGAUUUGGUGGUGCGAGAGCGGAUGGACCGGGAGGAGCUGUGCGGCCAGAGCGAGCCCUGCCUUGUGCGUUUCGAGGUGCUGCUGGAGAGCCCGCUGCAGUCCUUCCGAGCCGAGGUAAGCCUCACCGAUAUAAAUGAUCAUGCUCCCGUGUUCUUAAAUACAGAGAUAGUUUUAAAGAUUCCGGAAACUGCAAUGCCAGAAGCUCGAUUUUUAUUGGAAAGCGCUCAGGAUCCGGAUGUGGGGAACAAUAGUCUUCAGCAUUACAACAUCAGCUCGAACGACUAUUUCCAUAUCCACACCCGGAGGCGGAGUGAUGGAAGGAGGUAUGCCGAGCUGGUAUUGGACCGAGGGCUGGACCGAGAGCAGCAGGCAGAAGUGACUUUCAGUGUCAUGGCUGUGGAUGGUGGGUCUCCACCACUCUCUGGUACCGCCUUAAUCCGUGUAGUAGUCCUGGAUAUAAAUGACAACAUCCCAGAAUUUACCCGGAGUCUAUAUAAAGCUCGGGUAUUAGAAAAUAGUUCCCAGGAUACAUUAGUUGUAGCGGUUUCUGCUAGUGAUUUAGACUCCGGAACGAAUGGGGAAAUAUCCUAUUCCAUAGUUCAAAAUUCAGAAGAAAAUCUCCAGACCUUUAAAAUAAAUUCAUACACGGGGCAGAUUCGACUCAAAAAGGCAGUAGAUUAUGAAGAAACGAAGGCAUACGAGAUAGACGUCCAGGCCACAGACGGAGGGGGCCUGUCCGCGCACUGCAAGGUGGAGGUGCAGGUGGAGGACGUGAACGACAACGCACCCGAGGUGAUAAUCACGUCCGUCACCAGCACACUGUCGGAAGCCGCCCCACCAAACACCGUGGUGGCCCUUUUCAACGUGCGGGAUCGGGACUCGGGAGAAAAUGGCAGGACAAGCUGCGAGAUGGCAGGUGAGCAGCCCUUCAGCAUCGCUCUGCUGGCGGCCGACGCUUACGCGCUGGUGACAUCGGAGGGCCUGGACAGGGAAGAAGUGUCAGAGUACAACGUGACACUGCGGGCCCGCGACGAGGGCUCCCCGGCGCUUUCGACGUCGAAGACAUUGCUCGUACGGCUUCUGGACGUGAAUGACAACGCGCCGACGUUCACGCAGGACGUUUACACCAUGGUGCUGAAGGAAAACGAGCCCGCGGGGACGAUCCUGGGCCGCCUGAGAGCCACGGACGCCGACGCAGGGGAAAACGCCCACGUGAGAUACGCGUUGGAGGCAGCUCCGCCGGGAAUCCCCGCAGCGGCAUCUUUCGUGUCCGUGGACGCUGAGAGCGGAAUCGUGCGGGCGCUGCGGGCGCUGGACUACGAGGAGGUGCGCGGGCUGGAGGUGGCGGUGCGCGCUGCCGACGGCGGGUUAGACCGCGGCACCGGCCGCCUCGUAGUGGCGGAGAGGCUGGACCGGGAGCAGCUGUGCGGACAGUCCGCUACCUGCACUCUCCCCUUCGAGCUGCUGCUGGUAAACCCCCUGCAGAUCUUUCGGGUCGAGGUGGCCGUGCAGGACAUCAAUGACCAUUCGCCCGUUUUCCCGGAGGAACAAGCCACUUUUCAGAUCCUGGAAACGAGCAACCCGGGGUCGCGUUUCCCUCUGGAGGGAGCUCGGGACCUGGAUAUUGGCAGCAACAGCAUCCAGGCAUACAGCAUCGCUCCCGAGAACGAGUACUUUAGUGUCUCUUUUGGGAGUCGGGUUAAGGACAACAAGUAUGUUGAACUGGUCUUGGAAAAGCCUCUGGACAGAGAGGAGCAGGCAGAAGUAGAUUUCGGUCUCAUUGCUGUGGAUGGGGGCUCUCCACCCAGGAGUGGAACCACCCAGAUCCGCAUUGUGGUUCUAGAUGUGAAUGACAACGCUCCCGUCUUCACUGAGGAGGUGUACAUCGGGCAGGUUUUGGAAAACACACCAGAGGGCUCUGUGGUUCUGAGAGUGGUGGCAACUGAUCUGGAUGCAGGACCUAAUGGGGACAUUUCCUACCAGUUCAGCCAAAUGGUAGGCCAAGGCCACUCACCAUUCUCCAUUGACCCUAAGACCGGUGAAAUCAAACUGACUAAGGCUCUGGACUUUGAGAUGGCUGAGAAUCAUGAACUCAGUGUUCGGGCCACAGAUGGUGGGGGCCUCUCAGCAAUCUGCAAGGUGCUGAUGCAGGUGGUGGAUGUGAAUGACAAUGUUCCGGAGCUGGUGGUCAGUUCCUUCAGCAGCUCCAUCCCUGAAAAUGCGUUACCUGGGACAGUAGUUGUCCUCUUUGCUGUCAGGGACCGGGAUGCUGGUGCCAACGGGAAGAUCUCCUGUGCCCUUGAGGACCAGCUGUCAUUCUCCCUGAGGCCAGCCUAUGAGAAUUACUAUGAGCUGGUAACUGUGAGCCCGCUGGACAGGGAGGAGGUGGCACAGUACAUCCUGACUAUCACAGCAGCAGAUACAGGGUCACCUCCUCUCACGACCACCCAAACCUUCACUGUGGAUAUUUCUGAUGUCAACGAUAACGCACCUGUCUUCAACCAGACAUUGUACACCAUGUAUGUGCAUGAGAACAACGUCCCCACAGCCCUCGUUGGAGCUGUCAGUGCUUCUGAUGCUGAUGUGGGGCCCAAUGCCAAGGUAACCUAUUUCCUGACCCCAGUGCACCCCACAGAGCAACCUUCCUGCGCCUGCAUCUCUGUGAACUCAGAGAAUGGGCAUGUGUUUGUGCUGCAGCCUCUGGACUACGAGCAAGUGAGGUAUAUUGAGGCCUUGGUUACUGCCUCUGAUGCGGGGUCACCUCCCCUCACUGCCAAAGUCACUGUUCGCCUUGUUGUGGUGGACGAGAAUGACAAUGCACCCUUGGUGCUGCACCCAGGCCAGGACAGCAACCCAUUGUCCAGUGAGCUUGUGCCCAUGUCAGCUGAGACUGGCUACCUUGUCACCAAAGUGGUGGCUGUUGACGCUGACUCAGGGCAGAACUCAUGGCUCUCAUACCACCUGCUGAAGGCCACCGACCCCGGGCUGUUUGUGGUGGGUACUCAAAGCGGGGAGGUGCGGCUAAAGAGGCCAGUGACAGAAAGAGACGCCGUGAAACAGAAGCUGGUUGUCCUGGUGCGAGACAACGGGCGGCCACCACUGUCAGCCACUGCAGCACUGAACGCAGUCCUGCUCAAUGACUUCUCAGAUGUGCACCUACCAGCUAGCCUGGGCACGGAGGAGGAGGAGGGAGACUCCCUGACAACCUAUUUAAUAAUUUCUUUGGUCUUUGUUUCACUCCUUUUCGUUGCAUCCAUGGCAGCUUUUGUCAUUCGCAAGGUGUGCAAGCGAAAGGAUCUGAAGGGUGGAGAAGUGCUUUAUGGUGCUGGAGACCUGCAGAGUGAACUGGCUGAUGCAGCUGCCAUAGGGACCCUGCCCCACCCCUAUUGCUAUGAGAUUAGCCUCACGACAGGCUCAGGCAACAGCGAGUUCAAGUUCUUGAAGCCCAUCCUCCCCAGCCUGCCACCACAGCACUGUGUCGUGAGUAGAGGCACCAACCAGGAAUUCCCCCAUAGCCCUGUCACCAUAGGGGACAUGGCACCAGACAAUCCUGGGACACUGUCUGCAGAACAGUUCAAUAGUCUUUCCUUUAACUAG
Chaetura pelagica (chimney swift) is the source of this 4116-nucleotide messenger RNA. RefSeq names its product protocadherin beta-4-like. The coding region runs from base 1 to 4116 and encodes 1371 amino acids. The record is from RefSeq and is a predicted model, not a curated record. Gene Ontology annotation, cellular component: plasma membrane. Gene Ontology annotation, molecular function: calcium ion binding. The transcript has 4 exons. Gene Ontology annotation, biological process: homophilic cell-cell adhesion. Lineage: Eukaryota; Metazoa; Chordata; Aves; Apodiformes; Apodidae.